CAUGCUGGAGCACGCACGAGCGAGCAAACAAACGGAGUCCACGAUACCUCAGCUAGCCGAGGCAGAUGAUGGUGGCGGCGUAGGCACCAGAAUCUCCACGGAAAACCAAACAGAACCAUACUCUGCCACGCAACCAGAAGAUCUCCAAUCCGGAGCUGAGCCGCGAAUCCAAGAUCCACACGACCGCACACCCCACCCUCCACACGGGCCCGCCUCCCUCCUUUAAUCGCCGCGACGCCGCCGAUUGGAUCCCACCACCACCAGCCUCAUCACCAUCCUCAUCGCCUCGCAUUGACCAAUCCAUCUCCUCCGGCGCCAUGGCCAUGGCGAGCCGCAAGCAGCUCCUACUCCCGUGCCUCGUCCUGCUCUUCGUCGCCGCUGCCGCAGUGGCCGAGGCGUCGCCGCGCGCCCAGCCGCAGUCCACGUACAUCGUGCACCUCGCGCCCGAUCACCCGGCCCUGUCCCUCUCCCCAGCGCGCGGCGGCCGCAACGCGCUGCUCGGCCCCCUCCUCGGCCUCCCGCGCCGCCUGAGCGCGCCGCGGCCGCGCCUGCUCUACACCUACGCGCGCGCCACCACGGGCGUGGCCGCGCGGCUCACCGAGGCACAGGCGGCGCACGUCGCGGCCCAGCCGGGCGUGCUGGCCGUGCACCGCGACCAGGCGCGCCAGCUCCACACCACCCACACCCCGGAGUUCCUCCACCUCAACAGCGCGGCCGGGGUCCUCCCUGCCGCGUCCGGCUCCGGCGCCGUGUCGGACGUCGUGGUGGGCGUGCUCGACACCGGGAUCUACCCGCUCAACCGCAGCUCCUUCAAGCCCGUCGGCGACGGGCUCGGCCCCCCGCCCUCCUCCUUCUCCGGCGGCUGCGUCUCGGCCGCCAAGUUCAACGCCUCCGCCUUCUGCAACAGCAAGCUCAUCGGCGCCAAGUUCUUUUACAAGGGCUACGAGGAGGGCCUCGGGCACCCCAUCAACGAGACGCUAGAGUCCAAGUCGCCGCUGGACACAGAGGGCCACGGCACCCACACCGCUUCCACGGCCGCCGGGUCGCCGGUGGACGGCGCCGGGUUCUACCAGUACGCGCGCGGGAGGGCCGUCGGCAUGGCCCCCACCGCGCGCAUCGCCGCGUACAAGAUCUGCUGGAAGUCCGGCUGCUUCGACUCCGACAUACUCGCGGCGUUCGACGAGGCCGUCGGCGACGGCGUCAACGUCAUCUCGCUCUCCGUCGGCUCCACCUACGCCGCAGACUUCUACGAGGACUCCAUCGCCAUCGGCGCCUUCGGGGCAGUGAAGAAGGGCAUCGUCGUCUCCGCCUCCGCGGGCAACUCCGGCCCCGGAGAGUACACCGCGAGCAACAUCGCGCCGUGGAUACUGACCGUCGGCGCGUCCACCGUCGACCGUGAGUUCCCCGCCGACGCGGUGCUCGGCGACGGCAGUGUGUACGGCGGCGUGUCACUGUACGCCGGGGAUCCCUUAAACUCCACGAAGCUGCCCCUCGUGUACGCCGCGGACUGUGGAUCCCGGCUUUGCCUCAUCGGCGAGCUUGACAAGGACAAGGUCGCCGGAAAGAUCGUCCUCUGUGAGCGCGGAGUCAACGCCCGUGUCGAGAAGGGCGCGGCCGUCGGGAAGGCCGGCGGAAUCGGCAUGAUUCUCGCCAACACGGAGGAGAGCGGCGAGGAGCUCAUCGCCGACCCCCACCUCAUCCCGUCGACAAUGGUGGGGCAGAAGUUCGGCGACAAGAUCAGGCACUACGUCAAGACAGACCCGUCCCCGACGGCGACCAUCGUCUUCCACGGCACGGUCAUCGGGAAGUCGCCGUCCGCGCCGCGCGUCGCGUCGUUCUCGAGCCGCGGCCCCAACUCCCGCGCGCCGGAGAUCCUCAAGCCCGACGUCACAGCCCCCGGCGUCAACAUACUCGCGGCCUGGACCGGCGAGGCCUCCCCCACCGACCUCGACAUCGACCCGAGGCGCGUCCCGUUCAACAUCAUCUCGGGGACGUCCAUGUCGUGCCCGCACGUGAGCGGCCUCGCGGCGCUGCUCCGGCAGGCGCACCCGGACUGGAGCCCCACGGCGGUCAAGUCGGCGCUCAUGACCACGGCAUACAACAUGGACAACUCCGGCGAGAUCAUCAAGGACCUGGCCACCGGCACAGAGUCCACGCCGUUCGUGCGCGGCGCCGGGCACGUGGACCCCAUCAGCGCCCUCAAUCCCGGCCUGGUGUACGACGCGGACACCGCCGACUACAUCGGCUUCCUCUGCGCGCUCGGCUACACGCCAGCCCAGAUCGCCGUCUUCACCAGGGACGGCUCCGUCGCCGACUGCUCGAAGAAGCCGGCCCGCUCCGGCGACCUCAACUACCCGGCCUUCGCGGCCGUCUUCUCGUCGUACAAGGACUCCGUCACCUACCACCGGGUGGUGCGCAACGUCGGCAGCGACGCCAGCGCGGUCUACGAGGCCAAGGUCGAGAGCCCUGCCGGCGUGGACGCCAAGGUGACGCCGGCCAAGCUGGUGUUCGACGAGGAGCACCGGAGCCUGGCGUACGAGAUCACCCUCGCCGUGUCCGGCAACCCGGUGAUCGUGGACGCCAAGUACUCGUUCGGGUCCGUCACGUGGAGCGACGGCAAGCACAAUGUCACGAGCCCCAUCGCCGUGACGUGGCCGGAGAGCGCCGGAGCGGCGUCCAUGUAGAGAUGUGGUAGGGAUGCUGGUGCCACUCGAUUGUUUGAGUUUACUCUGCGCGCGCCUGUGAAUGUGAAUGUUUACUCCAUUAUUAACUCUGGAAUAAUUUAUCUUGGAUCAUAAUCUAAUACAAUCUCGUGCUCGAAGUUGUUUA
Molecule: messenger RNA, 2829 nt
Organism: Aegilops tauschii subsp. strangulata
Lineage: Eukaryota; Viridiplantae; Streptophyta; Magnoliopsida; Poales; Poaceae
Product: subtilisin-like protease SBT1.4
Biological process (GO): proteolysis
Molecular function (GO): serine-type endopeptidase activity
Source: RefSeq, a predicted model, not a curated record